Athalia rosae (coleseed sawfly) is the source of this 3331-nucleotide messenger RNA. RefSeq names its product helix-loop-helix protein 11 (gene crp). Bases 341 to 1882 code for a protein of 513 amino acids. Gene Ontology annotation, cellular component: nucleus. The transcript is spliced from 6 exons. Gene Ontology annotation, biological process: regulation of transcription by RNA polymerase II. Lineage: Eukaryota; Metazoa; Arthropoda; Insecta; Hymenoptera; Athaliidae. The record is from RefSeq and is a predicted model, not a curated record. Gene Ontology annotation, molecular function: RNA polymerase II cis-regulatory region sequence-specific DNA binding; DNA-binding transcription factor activity, RNA polymerase II-specific; protein dimerization activity.
AAACCACCUGGAUUAAUAAUAAUAAUAAGAAUAAUUUAAAAUUCAUCAAUUGUGUUUGGGGUUUUUUUUUUUAAAAAAAAAACGAAGUGUGUUUGGUUACGCCGUUUCAAAUAAUCAUUAUUAUUACGAUAAUAAUAAUAAUAAGAAUAAUAAUCAUAAUAGUUACAGUUUCUUUAUUGGGUUGUAAAUUUAUCAUCUUUUUUCUUUUUUUUUUUUUUUGAAUUCUUAUUGAGAAAGUAUUUUUUUUUUUUUUUGUGUUUGGUGUGAGAUUUAUUUUUCCAUCUCUGUGACUGUGGGACGUGAAAUACGCGUUGAUUAUAGUGGUGCGGAUUAACGAAUUAUGUCAGUGUUUAGUAAUAGUGACGACAGAAUUCUCCUAGAGGAAAUCGUUGAAGCAGUAGAAGUAGAGGAGCACGAAACCGAACUCUGCAGCAGCAGCGAGGGUGCGGACGAGGGUUCCGUGGCCACUAACGUGGUCAUCGGGGAACACCCUGACCUUCAGGAAUCGAACGACGGACAAGGUAUUAACUUGAACGGUCACAACGGGAACAACGGCAUAGUAGGACGGGCCACGCCAAGAAGUCACAUGGAGCAAGAGAAGAGAAUGAGGCGUGAAAUCGCCAACAGCAACGAACGAAGGAGGAUGCAGAGUAUCAACGCCGGAUUUCAAUCGCUCAGAACACUCCUGCCGCAUCACGAAGGCGAGAAACUGUCCAAGGCGGCGAUACUGCAGCAAACAGCAGAGUAUAUUUAUCAGUUGGAACAAGAAAAGACGCAACUAUUAUCACAAAAUUGUCAACUCAAGCGAUUGGUCAAUCAGCACGAAGGCGGUGAUGUACCGAUAAAGAAACGCAAGGCUGAUAACCAAGGAGUAGUUGUCAGUGUGCCGAUGCAUGUUAAUGAAAGUGGAGAUGAAGGAUUAGGAAGUAUGUCUCCGGAACCAUUAUCUGUAAUUACCGUCUCUGCAGAGGCACAUGCAGUGUCGAGCAGCGAAGUGGCUGAGCUCAGGCGGCAACUAGAAAGAGAACGUCGCGCAAGGCUACGCAGCGAAGAACAGAUGAGAGUUAUGCAGAACCAAAUAUACCCUGAAAGAUUCAGGGAUACCCAGCUGAUCGCUUAUCAACCACACGAGGUGAUCGAGCACACGGACAAUGUCAUGGCUCAGGAAACAGAAGAUGCGGUAGCUUCGUUACAAGUUGUUUCCGUGGCUACCUUACCUCCUGUAGGUUCAACACAAACAGUUGAAACCACUACGCCGGAUCCCAGUCCUUCCCCAUCUCCUCCACUCUCAGAAAUGAUACCAGAAGAGAUCAAGGAGGAAGUUUCCCGUCCCAGUACACCUAAAAUCGUCACAUUCACACAAAGUCAGGUGUUCUCUACACCCACAAAACAAAAGCUUGGGUCAUUUUCCCCGACACAUGUGACUUAUGGGACAACACCAUCUGAAUUCAAAAACGUCACCGCUCAGUUUAUAUCCACGAGUCCAACCAGACCCUUUUCCCCACCUGCCGAACCUCAGCGAUUACCUAGCGUGCUUGAAGCUGCUAUGAAAGCUGAGCCCAAAGUUGAGGUUGAAAGGUUGCCUUCGCCAGCGAAUUCCUUAGACGAUGGAACGCCUCAAGCUAGAUUAUACCUUGCUAACACAUCGCGCCAAAAUUUGGAAACUAUCGUUGAAGCGAUACGCCAUUUAGAAGGCGAUCACUUGUUCAGUGACGAACCAGCCCAGGACGCACCUUUGGCUCUUACAAACAAGCCAACUGUGGCACCUGCAACAACGACGAAACAGCGGCUGCUCCAUGCAGAAAUGAACAACUUCCUUCAGUUCCAUUCGCAACAGCAAACCCAACAACGACCAGGUGUUAUCGUUGUGAAACAUUCGUGAUCGUCCAUCACGACACGCUCAAAAAAUUAACCCCCACGAUCCCAGUACAUUGACUUCACUUAAAAUUAAAUGGAUAAAUCCUCCAAUAUUUCAUAAUCAGUUUGAUUUUUUUUUUUCUUUAUUCUUUACUAGACUCGUAAAUAUGCAAUCUUCGACAGCCCUGUGUCAUUAACUAAACAAAUUGGGCAUUUCGUUCGUAUCGUGCAGCGAUUAUUCAUUCAGUUUUCUGUACUGAAGCUGUAUGAUUUUUCUUACAAAAUAAUAUCGACUUUGCAAUUAUUAUCAUAAAAGACCAUUGAACUUUGGUCGCUGAUACUUGAGUAUCUCUAGGUAAGAAAUUUUUACAAAAUGAAUAGACGCUACGCGAUGUUGGACUAAGUAGGUAAUGUCUUUCAAACAAUGUUAACGCAAAACGGGCAAUCAUAUUUCUGAAUAGCGUCUGAUCCUUUGGGCUACUUUUUUCUUCUGCUCGGGCGAUAAACCUGAUGAAAUCUCUAUUUUAUGAUUGAACAAAGUUACAAUGUCUUGGCGUUGAUUGGAACCCCUUGACGGACGCGUGAAAAGAAUAUUGAUGUUAUACAUUAAAAAUAUCUCAUGUAAAAGUUUCCGAAAUCCGGCGUCUAAACACGCUACAAUUGACAGUUUGAAUUGAUAAUCCUUCAAUUUUUUAUUACAUAGAACGUUGAUUGUUGCAAAUUGGAGUUGAAGUAGAUCUAUUCUAUAUUUAUUAUUACCACGUAUACACCUGAAAUCGUAUGUAAUCUUUUUCUUGUACAUACUUCCGAUUUUCUAUGUAUUCUACGAAUUAUAACAAGGAACACGCUUCUGUUCUGAAUCUCGCUCGAUGGACAAUUGUUUUUAUGUUUUCACAGAUCGAGCAAAAGUGUUUUUCUCCAUUAAGGUAGGCUUAAGAUCAACGUUAUUAUAACAUUACUAUUCCUAAUUAUUAAGAACACGCUGUAUAAUAAGAUAUUUACGUUUUUUUUUACGUUGUUACAGAAAACUGAUGACAAAAAAAUAUUAUGUUUCUCAAUGUUUUCAGUCAUUGUUGAACGCCACAAAAGAAAAAGAAAGAAAAAAAAAUCAAAAUAUGCAUACUUAAUAUUUGACACACAUUAAGAUGUAAUAAAAGUAUUCUAAGGGAGAUAACGGUUGCAAUUCGUUAUUUUGUUUAAUUUUUUUUUUUUACCUGUGUUUUUUUCACAUUCGUGUUUGCACCGUAAUGAAAUUUCAUUGAAUUUUAUUUAAUCUGUGCCAAAUAUCGAGUACCGAGACGUUUGUUCCUUUGUACACAUAUAGCUGUAGAGUUAGAAUGACAGAGUCAGUCAGUGAUGGCAAAUGUUGCUAUGAUAUUAAAUCUACCUCGUACGUACAGGUAGUAUCGCACCUCUCUAGGUGUGAAUUAACAAUUAUUGUACACCGAGAAAUAAUUUAUGUUGGAAAAAGAAA